CCGAACCUCCAAAUUUGUGGCAUGCGCAUCCUGCAGUGACGUCUCGGCCAACCUUCUUUCGCUCUGACAACACACGAAAACCCAGCCAUCUCUUUCGACCACACCUCUCUCUACGUUACUCCUACCUGCACACGUACGCACACACACAGCCAUGUCAGAAUACUGGAAAUCGACACCAAAGUACUGGUGCAAGCACUGCAGCAUCUUUGUCCGCGACACGAAGCUCGAGCGACAGAACCACGAGGCGACGGGCAAGCACCAGGGCGCGCUCAAGCGGUUCCUGCGCGACCUCCACCGCGGCCAUGAGCAGGAAGAGCGCGAAAAGGACAGGGCGAAGCGCGAGGUGGAGAGGUUGAAGGGGAUAUCGUCCGGCACACCAUCAUCAUCAUCAUCAUCAUCCUUUUCGAGACCCGGCGGUUUGAGCAGCAGCGGCGCGCCGCCGUCGGCAGAGGCGCAGCGUAAACAGCAGAUGGAACAGCUCGCCGAGAUGGGCGUUUCGAUACCGACGGAGUUUCGGGGCGAUAUGGCGAUGGCGGGGGAGUGGACGGUCACUGCGACAAAGGUUGUCGACGACGAGGACGCGGCGAGGGAGAGGGAGAAGCCUGUUGAGGCCAAGGCUGUUGGGGUGAGGAAGCGGGAGCAGACGGAGGAGGAGAGGGAGGAGGAGGAGGCUGUGAGGGGUUUGUUCAAGAGGCCUAAGAAGUGGGGGAGCACGAGGACGAUGCCGGCGGACGACGAGGAUCUUGAUGCGUUGCUGAGUGGGAAUACGCUGAUGAGGGCUGUGAAGAAGGAGGAGAAGGAGGAGAAGGCUGAGGUGGAUGUCAAGACUGAAGUGAAGCAGGAGGGGGAAGGGGAGGAUGCGGCGGGGGCCACGUCUGAUGCGCCGGCUGUUAAGAGUGAGCCGGUGGAGGACGAGGCUGGGAAGGGCUUGGACGUGCCGGCCUUGGGAGAGGACGGCGUCAAGAAGGAGGACGAGGCUGCGGGAUCCACGGAGGCCGCGGCGCCGGCGGUGGUAUUCAAGAAGCGCAAGCCCAAGAACAUGCGACAAAAGUGAUGGAAGUUUUCCUUCUUUGGUGGGGAAUGGAUAAUACAGCAUGUCUAGGGUGCAUAGCAAGGCGUUGGGCAUUGGAUUCAUACACUACGUAGACACGGGGUUUCCAAAAAAGAUCUACAGAUACAACGGCCGCUCAGACUAAUGGUCAGGGAUGAAUACUAUCAUGGGUGUUUGCAUCAUGGUCGACG
Molecule: messenger RNA, 1242 nt
Organism: Colletotrichum scovillei
Lineage: Eukaryota; Fungi; Ascomycota; Sordariomycetes; Glomerellales; Glomerellaceae
Product: U1 zinc finger
Exons: 1
Coding region: 152-1054 (300 amino acids)
Biological process (GO): mRNA splicing, via spliceosome
Cellular component (GO): precatalytic spliceosome
Molecular function (GO): zinc ion binding; RNA binding
Source: RefSeq, a predicted model, not a curated record